CGGCCAGGGCGCCAGCGGCAGGGGGCGAGCGCUGCCGAGGCGGCGGCCUGAGAACAGUUGCAGUGAAAUCCUUUGAGGCACUGACUAGAAGAAUAGAUGCUCAUUGAGAAUCAUUCCAAUAGUACUGAAGAUAGAAAGCAAAAGCAAUGGAAGAGUUAAUAGUUGAACUUCGUCUCUUUCUUGAACUUCUGGACCACGAAUAUCUAACUUCGACUGUCAGGGAGAAAAAGGCAGUAAUCACAGACAUCCUGCUGAGGAUACAGUCGUCCAGAGGUUUUGAUGUGAAAGACCAUGCUCCGAAGCAAGAGAGCCCCAGUAGCCUGCCGGCGCCUCCCCAGAUGCCUCUGCCGGAGAUCCCGCAGCCAUGGCUGCCCCCCGACAGUGGGCCACCCCCGCUGCCGACGUCCUCGCUCCCAGAGGGGUAUUAUGAGGAGGCCGUGCCACUGAGUCCUGGGAAAGCUCCGGAAUACAUCACGUCAAAUUAUGACUCGGAUGCAAUGAGUAGCUCUUACGAAUCGUAUGAUGAGGAGGAGGAGGAUGGAAAGGGGAAGAAGACACGACACCAGUGGCCCUCGGAGGAGGCCUCCAUGGACCUGGUAAAGGAUGCCAAGAUCUGUGCCUUCCUGCUGCGGAAGAAGCGCUUCGGACAGUGGACCAAGUUACUCUGCGUCAUCAAAGACACCAAACUGCUGUGCUAUAAAAGUUCCAAGGACCAGCAGCCGCAGAUGGAGCUGCCUCUCCCGGGGUGCAGCAUCACGUACAUCCCGAAAGACGGCAAGAAGAAGAAGCACGAGUUGAAAAUCACUCAGCAGGGCACCGACCCCCUCGUUCUUGCCGUGCAGAGCAAGGAGCAGGCCGAGCAGUGGCUGAAGGUGAUCAGAGAAGUCUACAGUGGCUGCAGCGGGCCGGUGGAGGCAGAGGGCCCCCCGCCGUCGAGCUCCCCGGUGCACAAGGCAGAGCUGGAGAAGAAACUGUCCUCAGAGAGACCGAGCUCAGAUGGGGAGGGUGUCGCAGAAAAUGGAAUCACUGUGUGUAAUGGGAAAGAACAAGUUAAGAGGAAGAAAAGUUCCAAAUUAGAGGGCAAGGGAACCGUGUCUAAAGUCACUGGGAAAAAAAUCACCAAGAUCAUUGGUCUGGGAAAGAAAAAGCCAUCAACCGAUGAACAGACCUCCUCAGCCGAGGAAGACGUGCCCACUUGCGGUCACCUGAACGUCCUCUCCAACAACCGCUGGCGGGAGCGCUGGUGCCGAGUCAAGGACAACAAGCUCAUUCUGCACAAGGACAGGACCGACCUGAAGACCCACAUCGUGUCCAUUCCUCUCCGUGGCUGCGAGGUGAUACCCGGGCUGGACUCCAGGCACCCGCUGACCUUCCGCCUGCUUCGCAACGGGCAGGAGGUGGCCGUGCUGGAGGCGUCGUCUUCCGAAGACAUGGGCAGAUGGAUUGGGAUUCUGCUGGCGGAGACAGGGUCCUCGACAGACCCUGGGGCCCUGCACUACGACUACAUAGACGUGGAGAUGUCUGCGAAUGUCAUCCAGACGGCCAAGCAGACCUUCUGCUUUAUGAACAGGCGUGGCAUCUCCACCAACCCGUACCUCGGGGGCACCCCCAAUGGCUACGCGCACCCCAGCGGGACAGCGCUGCACUACGACGACGUCCCCUGUGUCAACGGCUCGUGGGACCCGGACGACGGCUUUCCUGCUUCCUGUAGCAGAGGCCUGGGAGAAGAGGCGCUUUAUGAUAACGCAGUCCUGUACGAUAACUUGCCGUCUCCGAAAAUCUUUGCGCGCUGCCCGCCUGCUGACAGGAAGGCUGCUAGGCUACCUACUGACAAACUCUCCUGUACCCAUUCCAAACACCCCACGUCCUGCGGGCUGCCUUCCGCUCAGUCUGUCACUAACACCUCUUCUGUGGGGAGGGCGUCUCUCGGGCUCGGCUCCCAGUGGAAGGGUAAAAAGCCCCCAUUAGCAUCCAAUGGGGUCACAGGAAAAGGCAAAACUCUGAGCAGUCAGCCAAAGAAGGCGGAUCCGGCCGCUGGCGUGAAGCGCACACCUUCCAAUGCUGACCAGUACAAAUAUGGCAAGAACCGGGUCGAAGCAGAUGCCAAGCGGCUGCAGACCAAGGAAGAGGAGCUGCUGAGGCGGAAGGAAGCCCUGCGGACCAGGCUGGCCCAGCUCCGGAAAGAAAGGAGGGACCUGCGGGCCGCCAUUGACGUGAACACUGGCAGGAGGACCCAGCUGGCCCUGGAGGAGAGACUGAAGACCCUGGAGGAGGAGUGCAGGCAGAAGGAGUCGGAGCGCGUGACCCUGGAGCUGGAGCUGACCGACGUCAAGGAGAGCCUCAGGAAAGCCUUGGCCGGCGGGAUCACGCUGGGGCUGGCCAUCGAGCCGCGGUCCGGGACCUCGAGUCCACAGUCCCCAGUGAGCAGGCACCGGACUCUGGAGAACUCGCCCAUGUCCAGCUGCGAGACGAGUGACGCGGAGGGCCCGGUGCCCGUGAACAGCGCGGCCGUCCUGAGGAGGAGCCAGCCGGCCAGCAGCUCCCCGUGCCGGGGGCACGUGCUGCGGAAGGCCAAGGAGUGGGAGCUGAAGAACGGGACGUAGAGGAGAGCGGGCGCACCGGAGCAGGACGCCAGGCUGUGACCCCGACCCUCACGUGUAUUUUCCUACUGACAAUGGUGCCCUUUAAAGAGCUGUACCUGGAACACUUGGUUUCCCACGUGGUUUGUUGAGAGGCCGAAGGGAUGAGAGGUGAGGUAGCCCAUCCUCCGGCAGCGGGGAGUAGCUAUGCACCCACCUAAGUGCCAGCCAGCCGCAGCCGGGAGCGGGCUGUAGCCGCGACCUGAGCCGUGACCUGUCUCUGUGCCCGCCCCUGAGGGAGGCCCGAGGGAUCGGGCUGCAAGGCCGCUUCUCUUCAAUUUCCCUGGGCGGGCGCCCCUGCCCCAGCACAUGGGAAGCUGCCGCCCGGUUCUGAGCUUCUGUGUCCUCUCCUCACGCGUCUGGGCUGUCCCGAAAGGCAGCCAGGGUUCCGGCACUCCGCCACGUGUCUGCGUGGGCACAGGCGGGCGGCCCUCGGAGAGCCCCCAUGGUCAGAGCCACAGCGUCCUGGAGCGUGAGAGGAGGCCCUCGGGGGCUUCUAGCCACCCCCAACCCCUCCUCAGUUUGCAAAUCCAAGCCAUGACCACAUCCAUGCUCGGGCUCCACCUCCUCUGCGGCACCGGCCUGGAGGGCGUCUUCACCGGUCUGGUCUGCCCGUGUGGUGGUCUUGGGUGACCAGGCCUCAGGCACAAGGGAGACAGAGCUGGCCUCGGCCCCAGACUCGGUCCUUCAUGUCCAGGGACCUCUCAGGAACCUGUCGUGAAGGUGCCGUUGCCCUGGAGCCUCUGCAGACCGAGGCACAGGCGUGGACUGCGGUGAGGCCUCCCUGCCCCUCACAGGUGGUUCUCAGCACACGUGGGCGGCGGCAGUGCCACCGUGCCAUGCCAGGCUCGGCAGGAAGCCCGUCUCUGCACAGGGAGUUUCACAGUAGCGAGUGGGGGCUGCUUGACUGAACCCCUGAAACCAAAGCUCACUGCACAGCCCCCUGCCAGGAGCGCCUGGGGGUUCCGAGCGGUCACCACCUGCUCUGUCCCUCUGACCUUCCCGCACAGGUCAGCAGGCUGAGGCGCCCCCGGCAGUGAGCAGGGUCGGCCCCAGGGAGGCCAGGUCACCGGGAGGGAGGCCUGUCCUGCUGGCUGUCAGCGCAGGGAGCUGGGCCCGGGCUCGUCGCGGCCGUUUCCUGUGACCGGAGGCACGCGCUCUGCCGUGUCCCCGCUGCCUCCAGGUCAGGUUCUCCCGUCCAGGCUCUUGGCUGUGGAGCUUGGCAGCCAACUCUGCCCCAGAGAACGGCCCGGUUCCACUGUCGUUAGGUGGGAGGCCCCGGGCAGCGGCGCUCCUGACCUGCGCCCAGCAGGGCGGGCAGCACUGCCAAGGCCGCUGGACAGUGCCUUGCCGCAGCCCUGGGCGGUGCCACGGUCCAGGGCCUUCGCCUCCUGGCGGACACACGCGGAGUUCAUGGGGCCCGUUUUCCAUCCCGUGCACAGCCCUGAGCCUCCUGCGGAGGACGGGGCCGCAGGCCGCAGGCUCUCCCGUGAGGGUGAGGCUGCGGAUCCAUGACCGCGUGUCCCUCCACGUCCUGGAUUUGAUCAGAAAUCAGUUCAAAGCGUUUGCUUCAAAAUAAGUUAUUUAUUUGUAUAUGUUCAAUAAAUAUAGUUUCUAAUUUAUAACUGUACAUAUUAGAAACACCAGGCAUCCUGUCAGAGUUCUGACGUGGUCUCUUUAGGACCUUCCCAAUGGCCCCCUGGAGGUGCACCCGCCGGGGCAGCCCUGAGGUGCUGAUGGGGCCCGUGGGCACGUGGGGGCAAAGGUCACAUUCCCCUGGGAGGAGUCAGACUCCUUUGAAAUGUCACCUGUCCCUUUAACAGAUAGUCAUGUUCACAGGGUGCUGGCCAAACUCCACUGGAUCCUGACCAAAAUGAGAGGCACGCGGGGCCCCCCAGAGGGGCUGGGUGAGGCGCCCUUGGCGGUCACAGCCCUUCGGCUGGUACCUGAGGCACCGCCAGCCUCGGCCCUGGUCACGUGCCACCAGCCUUCAGCGUCCCUGCACUUCCAGGGAUGACACUUCCUCUCACCGCCCUGUGCCCAGAGGCAGCGAUGGUGAGGACCUCCGGUGUCACCGGCAAGGGCAUGGGUGGGCGUGGGUGUCCCUCUGCCAGAGUCCCGGGGGUGGGGAGUGAAUGUUCCACGUGCCGGACUCGGGCAGGGGCUCCCGAACGCCAUCUCUCCCAGCUCUGCUCCCGGGGUGACUGGUGACCUCAGACCGGGGGUGCAGAACCCGCCCAGUCCCCUGCCUUGGCGCACAGUCACCUCCUGUCCGGGUCGGCUGUGUCUGAAAGCCGACCGCUGACAGGCGGUUUGCAACCUCCUACAAAGUCUUUCAAAUUGUGUGUCCGGUCCCCGAAGGCCACCUCAGGGAGGAGCGUCAGGCUCCGGGUCAGGACACCCAGACCGGUGUGCAGGUGUCCACGGCGGCAGCGGGGAGGGCCGUGGGCGGGACUGUCUGUGGUCACGGCUCCUUCCCUGCACCAUGUGGGUCGUGCGCCGAGGCCUGUGGCUGGAGCCUUCGCGGGCGGGCUUCCCGCAGCCCGGCUCCGCGGCCUGAAGAGGGCUGGGCAGCAUCAGAUGUCCAGCUGCUGCCUCGCUCCUCCCGAAGUCACCUGUGAUGGGAGCAGUGAUUUCAGACCAGCGUCGUCUUCGCGACGAUCAUUACUGUUUCGUUCCUGCUGUUCCUGCCGUGUUAUCAUCCUGUGCUGGGUGGGCCGACACUGUGAAAUGAGCCAGGUGGACUGCAGGCUCCGUGCACACGCCGCAGCGCAUCCCGCCGCCUUCUGCGGACGCCCCCGCGUGCUCGUGCAGACGCCACCUGUCCGGAGAGCGGGCCCGCGUGCUCCUGCGUGUCGCCGUGAAGAGGCUUCCGUCCGACCAUAAUUCCCAGGGAUCAAAGGUGUUCUUAAUAUGAUAAUCUUUGUAUUUGAUUUUCUAAUGCGAAGGGGUGUUCAAAUUUUCACAUCAACCUUUGAAUUACAGAUCAUCAGUGUUGAUUGACCACGGCCGUCGCUGUAAAAUGUUUCCAUAUUAAGAAUGUAAUUAUUUCCUUAUUGUAUUUUUUAAAAACUAAAGUCAUAUUUAAGAUUCUCUGUGAAAAGCAGGCAGGAAACGGACUUUUUUUAGUGAAAUACGUUGGCAGUGCUUGUUUUAAAGGACUGUAAAUAUAUCCUCACUGUUUCUUAAUGUAUUUAAUUCGUAGAGUAAAAGAUUUACCAGCAGAACCUUGCGCUGGAAACACUGUUUCCAGUCCACUUGCCGGCGUGUAGUCGCCAUUGGGCUUCUCACCAAGGGCCUCCCCUGCUGUCCCACGUGCAGCCGACUGGCGCCUGCGGCGCGACUGGUUUGUGCAUUAGCAAUAAAGCGACU
This is a messenger RNA of Molossus molossus (Pallas's mastiff bat), 6011 nucleotides long. It is a transcript of the gene AFAP1, whose product is annotated as actin filament associated protein 1. Gene Ontology annotation, molecular function: SH2 domain binding; SH3 domain binding. The coding region runs from base 147 to 2603 and encodes 818 amino acids. NCBI's taxonomy places the organism in Eukaryota, Metazoa, Chordata, Mammalia, Chiroptera, Molossidae. The transcript is spliced from 19 exons. Gene Ontology annotation, cellular component: cytosol. The record is from RefSeq and is a predicted model, not a curated record.